ACUGCCUAUGAUCGUGCUUUGUUUAUAAAGAUUUUCAAUCGCUGGUCAAGGCUUCGCUAUAAUAGCGGCCGAAGUAUGUAUAUACCCUUGUUAGCUUUUUUCUGCAACUCCUGCCUAACCCUUGUUGUACUUUCUAGUCCACCCUUUCUGCAGCAUAUCCAUCCAACCUGGAACGAACCAGAAAAGUCCUAUACUUCGACUACUGUUCAGGCUAAUACCCCAACAUCCGAUGAGAGAAGUGGUCUACCCCUCCUCGUUUCUGUCUCAUACCCAUUGUCCAGAAGCCCUUGCUGAAGUCAUCUCAUCGCAACACAUGUUGGUAUAUGCCUCAAAAAGUAACCCCCCUGUCUGUCUGCACCACCAUCUCCCCUGCUGUACGGUCGCCUAUGGACGUUAAAACCAAUGGCCUCUGCAAUGUACUGGCUCGGAAUACCCUCUCUUUUCUCUGUGAAAUAGGGUUAUCUUUGAUCCCGCCAAAAACCAAAAAAAAAGAAACAAUCACCUAAUCGCGCAGAGCUGGAGGCGAAUCACUCACUGGGCUCUGUCGCUUGAUUUUCCCGCGCGUAUAUCACGCUUUUCAAGUCCUCGUCGGACCCUUUUCCAAGUCUUUUCAGUUUCGUUUUUGCU
This is a messenger RNA of Myxozyma melibiosi, 627 nucleotides long. RefSeq lists its product as uncharacterized. The transcript has a single exon. NCBI's taxonomy places the organism in Eukaryota, Fungi, Ascomycota, Lipomycetes, Lipomycetales, Lipomycetaceae. The record is from RefSeq and is a predicted model, not a curated record. The coding region runs from base 76 to 294 and encodes 72 amino acids.